AUCCUCUUGUGGUGUGGAAUAGACCAGAGUAGGAAACGGUGAGAGAUGCGGCUGAGGCACACAGAUCUAGUUGCAGGCCAAGUGCAACAGUGCUAAAAAUGGGACCAGUGGGUGCCGAGUCUGAUGAGAACCAGACAGUGGAAGAAACCAAGGUGGAGCAGUAUGGGGCAGGGCACACCACUCCAAGGGGUGAGCUGGCCCCUGACCCUGAGCCAGAGCUCAUAGACAGCACCAAGCUGGUUGAGGUACGUGUUAUCCUCAUACUGGCCUACUGCUCCAUCAUCUUGCUUGGGGUAGUUGGCAACUCUUUGGUGAUCCACGUGGUGAUCAAAUUCAAGAGCAUGCGUACAGUAACCAAUUUUUUUAUUGCCAACCUGGCCGUGGCGGAUCUUCUGGUGAAUACCUUGUGCCUACCAUUCACUCUUACCUAUACCUUAAUGGGGGAGUGGAAAAUGGGUCCUGUCCUGUGCCACCUGGUGCCAUAUGCCCAGGGCCUGGCAGUUCAGGUGUCCACCAUCACCUUGACUGUCAUUGCCCUUGACCGACAUCGGUGCAUCGUUUACCACCUAGAGAGCAAGAUCUCCAAGCGAAUCAGCUUCCUGAUUAUUGGCUUGGCUUGGGGCAUCAGUGCCCUCCUGGCAAGUCCCCUGGCCAUCUUCCGGGAGUACUCACUGAUUGAAAUUAUUCCAGACUUUGAGAUUGUGGCCUGUACUGAGAAAUGGCCUGGUGAGGAGAAGAGCAUGUAUGGCACUAUCUAUAGUCUUUCCACUUUGUUGAUUCUGUAUGUUUUGCCUCUGGGCAUCAUAUCUUUUUCCUAUACUCGUAUCUGGAGUAAACUCAAGAACCAUGUCAGCCCUGGAGCUGCAAAUGACCACUACCACCAGCGAAGGCAGAAAACCACCAAGAUGCUCGUGUGUGUGGUGGUGGUGUUUGCGGUCAGCUGGCUGCCCCUCCACGCCUUCCAACUUGCUGUUGACAUCGACCACCAUGUGCUGGACCUGAAGGAGUACAAACUCAUCUUCACGGUCUUCCACAUCAUCGCCAUGUGCUCCACCUUUGCCAACCCUCUUCUCUAUGGCUGGAUGAACAGCAACUACAGGAAGGCUUUCCUCUCAGCCUUCCGCUGUGAGCAGAGGUUGGAUGCCAUUCACUCGGAGGUGUCUGUGACACUCAAAUCUAAAAAGAACCUGGAAGUCAAAAAGCACAAUGGCCCCAGUGACUCUUUAUCUGAGGCUACCAAUGUCUAAGGAAACAGGUGUGAAAACUUAGGGAUGAAUUCUGACCAGAGCUAUCAACCUGAUUAAGGAAGGCUCACAGGUAUGCCGGAGUCUCCCAUUUUAAGGACAGAAAAGCAUCUUAAUGGAAGUAUUAGCAGCAUAAUUCCUGAAAAACUGAUAGGGCGAGCCUUGGUGAAUUUACUCGUAUUCAAAGGUAGGAACAACAAAAUGGUUUCAUUACCGCUGCUCAGACGGUAGAUUGAAUAGAGUCAAAACAGGGAGAAAUGCUUUUGACUCAUCUCCCAGAUGGAAGGCAAAGUGAACAAGAAAUUGACAUUAUCAGCAUUGCUAAAAGGUGGGAGUACAAUAAGUGAACUUUCAAGUCACAUCAGGACAAGUACUGGGGGUUCUGUUCUGUGUCCUCCCUGCUUCCCCCUCAUCUGAUGAAAAGUUUCUGAACACGAAUUUCUCUAGGGAGCCAUAGAUGCUCCUUUAUGGUGUUUGGUUUUAUUGUCCUUCUCAUAUGUGAA
Messenger RNA from Urocitellus parryii (Arctic ground squirrel), 1747 nucleotides. The record is from RefSeq and is a predicted model, not a curated record. Lineage: Eukaryota; Metazoa; Chordata; Mammalia; Rodentia; Sciuridae.